CGCAGUCUCGGGAGCGCCCAGGCAGUGUUUCGAUAAUCUCUGACCCGCCUCUCCUGCGAACCCGGCGUCAUUGGACUGCACCCCGGGCGGGGACGUCCGCCGAGCACGGGAGGAAGCAACGAUGCCGAUCAGUAAAUCAGAGAAGCCGGAAAGCUGUGAUAAUGUGAAGGUGGUGGUUAGGUGCCGGCCCCUCAAUGACAGAGAGAAAUCAAUGUGCUACAGACAGGCUGUCGGUGUGGAUGAGAUGAGGGGAACUAUCACUGUACAUAAGACUGAUUCUUCCAAUGAACCUCCAAAGACGUUUACUUUUGAUACUGUUUUUGGACCAGAGAGUAAACAACUAGAUGUUUAUAACUUAACUGCCAGACCUAUUAUUGAUUCUGUUCUUGAAGGCUACAAUGGGACUAUUUUUGCAUAUGGACAAACUGGAACAGGUAAAACUUUUACCAUGGAAGGUGUUCGAGCUGUUCCUGAACUUAGAGGAAUCAUUCCAAAUUCAUUUGCUCACAUAUUUGGUCAUAUUGCAAAAGCAGAGGGUGAUACAAGAUUUUUGGUUCGAGUGUCUUAUUUGGAAAUAUAUAAUGAAGAAGUUCGUGACCUUUUGGGCAAGGAUCAGACGCAGAGGUUAGAGGUUAAAGAAAGACCUGAUGUGGGAGUUUAUAUCAAGGAUUUAUCAGCUUAUGUGGUAAAUAAUGCUGAUGAUAUGGAUAGAAUUAUGACACUGGGCCACAAAAAUCGUUCUGUUGGUGCAACUAAUAUGAAUGAACAUAGUUCCCGUUCCCAUGCCAUCUUUACAAUUACUAUAGAAUGCAGUGAAAAAGGCGUUGAUGGUAACGUGCAUGUCAGGAUGGGGAAGCUCCAUCUUGUAGAUCUUGCUGGUUCAGAAAGACAAGCAAAAACUGGAGCUACUGGGCAGCGCCUGAAAGAAGCUACAAAAAUCAAUCUUUCACUUUCUACCCUUGGUAAUGUUAUUUCUGCCUUGGUUGAUGGAAAAAGCACUCAUGUGCCUUAUCGUAACUCUAAAUUGACUCGUCUUCUUCAGGAUUCCUUAGGAGGAAAUUCAAAAACCAUGAUGUGUGCAAAUAUUGGACCAGCAGAUUACAAUUACGAUGAAACCAUCAGUACAUUGCGGUAUGCUAAUCGUGCUAAGAAUAUUAAAAAUAAAGCUAGAAUUAAUGAAGAUCCAAAGGAUGCUUUGCUUCGUCAGUUUCAGAAAGAAAUAGAAGAACUGAAAAAAAAGCUUGAAGAAGGGGAAGAAAUAUCAGGCUCUGAUAUCAGUGGGUCAGAGGAGGAUGAUGAUGAAGAGGGUGAGGUUGGAGAAGAUGGAGAGAAAAGGAAAAGAAGAAGGGGUAAAAAGAAAGUUUCCCCAGAUAAAAUGGUUGAAAUGCAAGCAAAAAUUGAUGAGGAGAGAAAAGCACUUGAAACAAAGCUUGACAUGGAAGAAGAAGAAAGGAACAAGGCUAGAGCUGAGUUAGAGAAACGGGAAAAAGAUCUUCUUAAGGCUCAACAAGAGCAUCAGUCUUUGCUAGAGAAACUAUCUGCACUGGAGAAGAAGGUAAUUGUUGGUGGUGUUGAUUUGUUGGCAAAAGCUGAGGAACAAGAGAAACUUCUUGAAGAAUCCAACAUGGAACUGGAAGAAAGGAGGAAAAGAGCAGAGCAACUUCGCAGAGAACUUGAGGAAAAAGAGCAAGAACGCUUGGAUAUUGAAGAAAAGUAUACCAGUUUGCAAGAAGAAGCGCAAGGAAAGACCAAGAAAUUAAAGAAAGUUUGGACUAUGCUGAUGGCUGCGAAGUCAGAGAUGGCCGAUCUCCAACAGGAACAUCAGAGGGAAAUUGAAGGCCUCUUGGAGAACAUUCGACAACUUAGCCGGGAGCUUCGACUUCAGAUGCUUAUUAUUGAUAACUUUAUACCUCAGGAUUAUCAGGAAAUGAUUGAAAACUAUGUCCAUUGGAAUGAAGACAUAGGGGAAUGGCAACUAAAAUGUGUUGCCUACACAGGAAAUAACAUGAGAAAGCAGACUCCAGUUCCUGAUAAAAAGGAGAAAGACCCCUUUGAAGUGGACCUUUCCCAUGUAUAUCUUGCCUAUACCGAGGAGAGCCUACGGCAGUCCUUGAUGAAAUUAGAGAGGCCACGUACUUCAAAGGGGAAAGCAAGGCCAAAGACAGGGAGAAGAAAGCGUUCUGCAAAGCCUGAAACUGUAAUUGACUCUUUACUUCAGUAAAUGUUACAGACUUAAAGUCAGAAUAAAAAUUAGUGAUAUCCUCAUGCCUGGACAAAACCUUUAAUUAAAACACUGAAGACUUUUGUGUUAUUUCAAAUAAUGGAAGCUGUAGAUCAUGCAUUAAGACUGGAACUAAUAAUUUGCCUAAUAACUUUUAGUCUAUAUAUAUUAAGUUAAUAUAACAUUAAAAUUGUACAACUGGUAAUUGUUCAAAUUGUCAUAUUAGUUUUCAACUUAUACUGUGCAGGGAAGUUGAGAGAGCAGCUUAUACUAUAGAGAGUUGCAGUUUAAAUGUAUACAUAAAUCUGCUAGUGAUUUACUCAACUACUGUAUGUUUAGAUAACCGGAUAUUCAAAAUAGAAAAAAAAAAUGUAAGUCCUGUUUUGCACAUAGAAAGUUGCAGGUCUAGUUGUCCUAUGUUUUCCUGUUAUAUAUGAAUGUAUGGGCUGCAAAUCUAAGAAAUGAUUCUAUCCUAACACCCACCUGGCCUUUUAAAAUAUGUUCUAAUUUUUAUACUAACAUUC
This is a messenger RNA of Eubalaena glacialis (North Atlantic right whale), 2745 nucleotides long. It is a transcript of the gene KIF3A, whose product is annotated as kinesin family member 3A. Gene Ontology annotation, biological process: microtubule-based movement. The coding region runs from base 122 to 2221 and encodes 699 amino acids. Lineage: Eukaryota; Metazoa; Chordata; Mammalia; Artiodactyla; Balaenidae. The transcript has 17 exons. The record is from RefSeq and is a predicted model, not a curated record. Gene Ontology annotation, molecular function: microtubule binding; ATP binding; microtubule motor activity.